Brienomyrus brachyistius is the source of this 3582-nucleotide messenger RNA. Its product is annotated as myelin-associated glycoprotein-like. The transcript is spliced from 11 exons. The coding region runs from base 420 to 2726 and encodes 768 amino acids. NCBI's taxonomy places the organism in Eukaryota, Metazoa, Chordata, Actinopteri, Osteoglossiformes, Mormyridae. The record is from RefSeq and is a predicted model, not a curated record.
AUCAACUGAAGGAAAUUUUAAGUAGGCGCAAAAACACUGGAGAAUAAAAAAAGUUUAGUAUUGGGAGACACACAUGUGUUAGCGGGGCUAUUGUGCUGUUAAUGAUGAUGUCCUUUGUGACUUUUGACACAGAAAAACUGCAGAGUUCCUGUUUAAUGAUCUGCCUCUGAAGUAUGCACAUGUACACAUCGCUCCAGUGAGUGAAACUAAGAAUUCAAGGCACUCAUCAGUUCUCAUAAGGAUGAUGGGAACACGUCACCCAAGACAGUAGCUACAGCAUUCAGUGUGACAUAGAACAUUCAUUUAAUACCUGCAGUUUUUCCCUUAUAUUGAUCCAGAGAAGGGACCCUAUCAGAGAGGUUUGUGUUACACGUGUUAGUGCUCUCCAGUGUCACAGCUUCCAUUCAGCUGAGGGAGACAUGACUGGGGCUGGGAGAUUCAUUCUCAUUGGCUGCCUGCUGCAAGGGGCUCUGUGCAGUACCUGGUCAGCCCGGAUGCCUCAGAACAUACAAGCUCUGCAUGGAUCCUGUGUGCUGAUUCCCUGCACAUUCCAGAUUCCAUCUAACUGGUCAAAAAAUCUGAAAGACCCAGUCGGAAUGUGGUGGUCAAAUAGAAGCUCAAAUGGGAAAAUUAUAUAUUUUUCCAAUAAAACAGCGAAUGACAUUCAAGGAAAUAUAAUUGGGGAUUUACUUAAGAAGAACUGCACCACAGUCCUGAACAAUAUUCUUUCGAGAUGGACUGGUAAUUUUUCCUUUAGGAUUGAAGGCAUCGGUGACCUUAAGUAUAAUUUUGAUGCGAAAGUGAAAAUUUAUGUAAAAGACUCUCCACCCAGCCCCCAGAUCACCAUAAACAGGGACAUGGUGAAGGAGGGGGGCUCUGUAAAUCUGACCUGUUCGGCUCCAGCUCCCUGUCCAUCACUCCCCCCGUCUCUGUCAUGGACCCUCAAGCUGAGUGACAAUAUCACUGUAUUUCAGAAGAAUGAUGAUCACACUAAACAUGUAUCUUCUGUUAUGAACUUUACUGCCUCACAUCUCCACCAUAAGCAGGAAGUCAAAUGUACAGCAGUUUACAGGCUCCAAGCCAACAACAAUGAGAGGACAUCCUACACAAAUGUGACUCUCAAUGUUCAGUAUUCUCCUAAAAACACUUUGGUGUUAAAAGGAAAAGACCGGAAUCUAAUCUGCAGCAGUGAUGCCAACCCAGCAGUGAACAAUUACACCUGGUAUAAAGUGACUGGGAGUGAAAUUAAAGUUGUUUCACACAGACAGAACCUCACCUGUAAUAUCACUGAGGUCAGUGGACAGUAUUACUGUCAGGCUCGGAAUGAACACGGCCUGCAGAAUUCAAGCACUGUGCAGCUCGACAGUGAAUACUCUUCACCCAGCCCCCAGAUCACCAUAAACAGGGACAUGGUAAAGGAGGGGGGCUCUGUGACUCUGAGGGAGGGGGACUCUGUGAUUCUGAGGGAGGGGGACUCUGUAAAUCUGACCUGUUCGGUUCCAGCUCCCUGUCCAUCACUCCCCCCGACUCUGUCAUGGACCCCCAGGCUGAGUGACAGUAUCACUGUAUUUCAGGAGAAUGAUGAUCACACUAAACAUGUAUCGUCUGUUAUGAACUUUACUGCCUCACAUCUCCACCAUAAGCAGGAAGUCAAAUGUACAGCAGUUUACAGGCUCCAAGCAGACAACAGUGAGAGGACAUCCCACACAAAUGUGACUCUCAAUGUUCAGUAUUCUCCUAAAAACACUUUGGUGUUAAUUGGAAAAGACCGGAAUCUAACCUGCAGCAGUGAUGCCAACCCAGCAGUGAACAAUUACACCUGGUAUAAAGUGACUGGGAGUGAAACUAAAGUUGUUUCACACAGACAGAACCUCACCUGUAAUAUCACUGAGGUCAGUGGACAGUAUUACUGUCAGGCUCAGAAUGAACACGGCCUGCAGAAUUCAAGCACUGUGCAGCUCGACAGUGAAUCUGUCAAAGCUCCGCCCACUUUGAUUGGCGCUGCAGCAGGGGCUGCUGGGAUGAUUCUCACCUGCAUCUUACUGACAAUUACUCUCAAGAAAAGCUGCAGCAGGCAGAAUCAUGGCAGUAUGACACAGGAAACAGGAGAAUUAACACCGACAAACCAGUGUGAAAAUGAGCUGAAUGCUGAGCUGCUCUAUGCCAGCAUUGACCACAGCGGAUUGACUGAACAGGGAACAGGAACCAUCCGAGGGAGCUCACAGAGCACUGAGUACGCAGAGGUCAAGCUUAAUACUCGGAAAGAGCAGGGAGGCACAGAGGAGAAGUCUGAGGCCCAGCAAGAACAGGAGCAGCAUGUCAGUGUCUUGGGGAUCGAUCCUGAACCCAAUGAUAAGAGGAAGGAAUCCCAGGAACCUGGUAGUGGGGAUGUGUCUGGAUGUGGCUUCAGAACCCCGGAAUCUACAGAGACCCAGAAGAGGAAAACUGAAAUUGGGGUGAAACAAGAGAACGUGGAGGACAGGAAGAGCUCAGGGCUGGAUGAUCUGCUUUACACACCUGAACCAAAGGAGGAAGCAACAUAUGCGAACAUCUGCCGUCAGCUGGGCACCGAAGGUCCAGAUAAGAGGUCUGCUACAGUGGGAGCUUCUGGGAAUAAGCGGCAAAGAGGUGGAGAUCAACAAGAUGAUUAUGUGAUUGCUUCCGAAGAGAAGGGAACCAAUGAGAGUGAAUAUGCAGUGGUGAAGAAGGACAAAAUUGUGCAGUAGAAAAUUCAUCCCAACUGGUUCAUGGUAUUCAGACAAUGGGAGUGAACUGUUACGCUGUAUGUGUUUUGAAAAUAUUGAAAUGGGGGAAAAUUGCAUAUUUCAGUUAUAUCUAGAUAGAAUUAUAUGCCAUAUAUGCAAUACAGUGCAAUUAUAUGCCAUUUAUGCAAUACAGUGUUACUGCUUUAUUGGUUUUAUAUAUUUUUAGCAAUACAUUUUUUAAGUUGUCGUAACAUGCUGCAAACUAAGCUGGAACUAGCUUUUAAAGUAAAGAUAUUUCAAGAAGGAAAGUAAAAUAAAUAGCCACAAAAACAGGAAGUGCCACAUAUACACACACAUACACACAUACACACACACACAUACACUCACACAUACACACACACACACACACACACACAGACAUGCUGACCAUGAAGUGUACAGUACGGUUUGUACCCUCACAGUCUUCACAUACAUACUGCAUAAUAACAUCUAUUGGUUUUGUCAUUCGCAUUUUUGAGUAGAAUUUUUCAUCUUUUUUGAUCUUUUUCAUUCUUUUUCUUCUGUACUGAAUUCACUGUAUUCAUACAUAUUUGCAAGACAAUAUUCAUCAGGAAUUGAUUAUGAAGACUGUGAGUCCAAAUGACAGUUUAGUCGCCAUGGAGAAGGCAAAUUUGUAUAAAUAAUGAUAUACAUUAAAAGAAUGAUCUUCCAGAAGUGAAUCUAAGAAAGUCUGACUGUGUGGGCACAAGCAGGGCACACUGGCACAGAUGUGCAGUAUUUAUGUUACGCGUAUGUCAAAUGUGUAUUUUAAAUACAAAAUUGUAUACUGUCAUUUGUAUUUGACUCAUAAAAAUAUAUCAUGUAAUCUCAGAAUAGU